This is a messenger RNA of Cryptotermes secundus, 2871 nucleotides long. Its product is annotated as peroxidase. Gene Ontology annotation, biological process: response to oxidative stress. The coding region runs from base 167 to 2248 and encodes 693 amino acids. NCBI's taxonomy places the organism in Eukaryota, Metazoa, Arthropoda, Insecta, Blattodea, Kalotermitidae. The record is from RefSeq and is a predicted model, not a curated record. The transcript has 15 exons. Gene Ontology annotation, molecular function: peroxidase activity; heme binding.
GAUAUCGGCUGGAGGAAGUGACUAACAGAUAUGGAGAUAUACCACAAACCACAGCCACACUUCUGUGACACUGACUAGUUGCCUACCUGCGUGCGCGGUUCCCACUUUGCGCUUCAAGAGAGUCACGCCUCCUCUUCAAAACAAGGAUCAACACACACAGAAGAAAAUGUUGCGGCUUAUACUCGUAAAUAAGGCAGGUAUUGGCUUUCUGUGUCUCCUGUCAUCGGUUUCUUCCGGACAAGAUUACGGUUUCCAUCAGCCCUCAGAUUUCGGCUCUUCGAAACUGCGGUUUCCCAGCAGCCAAUCAUAUUAUGGAGCGGAUUUCAGCGGGUUCUUUGGCGGUCAUGGCGGCAGAAGACCUGCACACCAGUUUCCGUCCUUCUCCGGAAGCGGCUACUUUGGAGGUCCCGGGUUCGGUAUCUGUGAUUCACCUAUCGCACCCUGUACCCAAGGGAAAUACAGGACAUAUGACGGUUCCUGCAACAAUCUCGGCAACCCUCGUCUUGGCGUCGCCAACAGUCCUUAUGGACGUCUGCUGCCGCCGAAAUAUUCUGACGGUCUACAGGCACCGCCCGUGUCUGUAACGGGCCAUAACCUCACGAGUGCUCGGCAGAUCAGCGCAAUUUUAUUCCCCGAUGCUAAAGCUCCAGACCCCAAAUGGACGUUGGCCCUGAUGCAGUACGGACAGAUCAUCACUCACGACAUGUCUCUCGCAGCCGGCACCACUCAGGGAAAGGCUCACACCACCAUGUGUUGUACACCGGACCUGCGAGCAGCACUGCCUGAAGACACGCGGAACCCCGCCUGUUUUCCGAUAGAUAUCCCCGACCACGACCCUGUCUUCUCCGAAGCAGGAAUAAGGUGUAUGGAAUUCGUCAGAACGACAAAUGAUAUAAGCCAGGGCUGCAAUUCGGGAAACAAAGCUGCAGAACAGAUCAGCGCUGUGACACACUACUUGGAUUCUUCCAAUGUAUACGGCUCCAGUCAGCAGGGAGCUGACGCCCGCAGAGAGUUCCAGGGCGGGCGUCUCAGUGUGGAACUGAAACAUGGCCGCCAGUUCCCUCCUCCCAAUAACAACAAGUCAGCAGUCUGCGAUCAUCUAUCGGAGGAAGAGGCAUGCUACUUGACAGGUGACAUACGAGCGAAUCAGAACCCACAGCUUACGGUGUUCCAGAUUCUGCAGCUGAGGGAACACAAUCGCCUGGCUGGUGAACUUGCCCGCAUUAACCCUCAUUGGGACGACGAACGACUGUACCAAGAAGCCAGAAAAAUUGCCAUUGCCGAGCACCAGGCCGUCACAUACUAUGAGUGGCUACCGAUCAUCCUAGGUCGGGAGAACACGGACCGCAACGGGCUCACAUACAACACUCAGGACUUCACGUACGAUUACAAGGAGAAUGUUGACCCUUCAGUACUGAACGACCACGCCACUGCGGCUUUCCGCUUCUUCCACACAAAUAUCGCUGGGUUUCUCAGGCUCUUUGACGAGCAUCGCUCCAGUUACGAGGCCUUGCGGCUUAGCGACCACUUCAACCGUCCACAGAUUAUUGAAGAGGGUAAUAACUUCGAUGACCUAGCUCGAGGAAUGCACACUCAACCUCAGGAGUCCAGUGACAAGUUCUUCACGACUGAGAUCACAUGGUUCCUCUUCAGGAAUGGGAGGUCUCUAGGCCAGGAUCUGAGGGCUAUCGACAUACAACGAGCGCGUGACCACGGCCUGGCAUCAUACAAUCACUACAGGGAGUACUGCGGCCUGCCCAAAGCACACUCUUUCGAAGACUUUGCGGAUCUCAUUGACCCAGAAAGUGUACAAAAGCUGUCAUAUCUCUAUCAUCAUCCAGACGACGUGGAGUUUACUGUGGGGGGCUCGUUGGAGGCCAUAGUGCCCGGCACCCUAGUGGGCCCUACGUUCCUCUGUAUCAUCACUGAGCAGUUCUACAGAACCCGAGUGGGAGACAGGUUCUUCUUUGAAAACGGAGUGAAGGACACGUCCUUUACACUAGAACAAGUGAAUGAGAUCAGGCGAGGCAGCAUAUCGCGACUCAUCUGCGACAACGCGGACGAUGUUAAGAGCAUGCAGCCCCGAGGAUUCGAGCAGAUAUCCCAAGACAACCCCGUGGUGCCGUGCUCUCUGAUCCCUGCCCCGAGCCUUGAACCUUGGAGAGAGAUCAGGCAAGGUGAACACACUGCGUCCCAGCCUCAAGCGGUGGAUCAUGAAUUCACUUUUCCGUUUUUCUUCAAGAAAUAGCGGACCUUCUCAGCCGAAACUGACAGCAAAGAGAAGCUUCAAUCGAAACUACUUUAUGUUUGGAUUCGUUCUGUCCCAGCAGAUUGUCUAUUGCUUUCUAUGCUGUGCUCGUGUACUGCCGUCUAGUGAAAAGGAUAGCAGAAGAGAGAAGGAUAUUUUAUUUAUUUUAUAAAGCCCUCAAAAUAUGGAACAUCAAAAUCUAUUACGAAAUGAAAGCUGGGUUUUCAACUCCGAUAUUGGGAGAGGAGAAUUUUCGCAUCACUUCCCUGUAAGAAUAAAACUGCAUUCUAUUCCCUCUCCACUCGGACAUAUCGUACGUAUUAAAAAUUCAGUGCGCACAAAAACUUCUUUUGAUUCGCUGAGCGCAUAAGGCUUCGGAGGGAUUUAAUUUGGAGUGCGAAGCCUUAAUCUUAUGUUAAACAUCGUACGUAAUUGUGAUUCUCCACAAUAAAGCCAUUUUAACUCAGAAUACUCUCUUAGCUAAGUAGAUUUUUUUUUUUGCGGUUGAAACAAAUUAAGUGCACCGUACAAAAUGUUACUGUAAGAGGUUUUACAAAACCCAUCCCAAUUCAUAUGGGUACUUUUGAAUCUUCCUCGAUUUUCGACAGAAGUUUCCUGUAAAA